ACAAAAUAUAAACUUUUGUUGUAACUCAUUUUUUGUUUUGCUCAUGAAGAGGACACUACAUUUCCGUAGCAAUGAAAUUUAAAACAAUAAAUCAUUUUUACAGAAAUGUAUUGCUUUUAGGUUUCUUAGUUACAAACAUGUGUUUUGCGAACAAGACACAUUUCUCAAGAUGGAUAAAGAUAGACACUGAGUAUCCAAAAAAUAUUUACAUUUUUGAAACUAUUUUAAUGAAGGGACUUGACCAUUGUAUAGAAAGUUGUAAGACAAAGGCAAUGUGCGAAUACAUUAAUUUCGAAGUUAAUGCGAACAUGUGCUCUCUUAUUGGAGUUGAAAAAAAUGUUUCAGAUGAUCCCGAUGAAAAGAUAGAGAAGAAAAAGGGACACGUUCUUGGAAAGAAAAAGGACUGGAAUUUGGACGAGUAUGAGGUGUGUAAAUUAUGUAAUCAUUCUGGAGAAUGCAAUGUAGACCAGAAAUGUCAAAACUCAGGAUGUGGUCCGCCUAGGGAAAAGGAGAAUGCAACUAUACACGGAAACAUGUUCUUCAUCGGGGACAAGGCUGAAUACAAAUGCCAAAAAGGUUACAAAAACAUGUUUAACAACACAGGUAUAGUGACAUGUCAAAGCUCUGGAACAUGGAGUAUCACCAAUUUCAAGUGUGUUAAAGAUGAAUGGAUUUGCCAUGGCAACUCGUGUUAUUUUGUGGACCAAACUCAGCGGAGCUGGUAUGAGGGGAAGAUCCACUGUAAUGAAACUGGAGGGUUUCUGGCAGACAUUAAAUCGCAGCAAGAAAAUUUGUUCAUUAUAGAGAAUGUUCUUAAUGUCUACACGUCAGAGAUGUGGAUAGGAGGAAAUGAUUUACAGAAUGAAAGGAAUUGGCGUUGGCUGGAUGGCACGCAGUUUGGUGACUGGACUGGCUGGGGACAGGGGGAGCCGGGAGGGUUUUUUUUAGAAAAUUGUUUGUUAUUAUGGAGUGAUAACAUGUGGCAUGAUGCUAAUUGUUAUUGGCGACAUAAAAGUCUUUGUAAAUUUAACAUAUGAUUGCGCUUUGUAAGAAUUCAACAUAUGAUUGCAUUAUGCAGUAAAAGGAAAUUUCUACUCAACUUUUGUUUAAUUGUGUGAAUGUUAUGGCCAAAUCUAUCAUACAUUAUUAUUAUUAUUGUCUGUAAGUUUCUAUCUGUCAUUAUGAGAUCUGUUAAGACAUAAACUGAGUCUGUUGUUGACAUGUGUGUUCCAUUAUUAAAAUGACAUUAUAUCCAUCAAAGUGUAAAGAGGCAGUGAACAGUUAAGACUAAAAUAAUUUGACAUUUACCAUUAUUGUGUUUAAUUUCUAUAUUUUACGAGUGAAAAGAAAAACUAUGAUAAGUGUGACCAAAGGAAAUUUCUUUUAAUUUCGUUAAGAAUAAAUUGGUAACCCUUAAUUCUUAAAAAGAGUUAGACGGUCUUUUAUUAUAAUCAAUUAUUGGUCAAUCACCAUCAUUUGAAAUAUAUUACCAAUUAAGCUUAAUUGGCAUUGAAAAAAGUCACGUUAACUACAUAAAAUAGACUGGUUUAAAUUUCAACGUAUAGCGCUUAUGAUUUUGACAGAUAUGUAUAAAAAGGUUCAUUUUUGUGUUCAAUCGUGUCAAAGUCCAAUUAUUUUCAGUCUGCAUUUGAUAUAGAGGUUAUAUAUCUCUUUAUUUGUGCUUUUGUUCUUUCUUUCAUAGUUAUAUAAUGUUAGAGAAUCUAUGAUCUACUUUCAAGAGAAAACAUAACUUGUGUUGUUUUGUUUUUUUAAAUUAUUAAAUAUAUGCUGGAAUCUUUAUUGUAAAAAUAACUCUGCGUAAUACUUUUAUUUAUUGUGUUUUCUUUUCCAAUGUUUAAAGUAAGAUU
This is a messenger RNA of Ruditapes philippinarum (Manila clam), 1868 nucleotides long. RefSeq names its product macrophage mannose receptor 1-like. Lineage: Eukaryota; Metazoa; Mollusca; Bivalvia; Venerida; Veneridae. The record is from RefSeq and is a predicted model, not a curated record. The transcript has 6 exons. Bases 72 to 1037 code for a protein of 321 amino acids.